UGGGCGGAUCCGAGGCUCGGCCGAGCUGAGGCGGCAGCGCUCGUCCGCGCAGCCCGCUCGCCGGCGCCUGGCCCUCACGAUGAUGAAGAAGAAGAAGUUUAAGUUUAAGGUGGACUUCGAGCUCGAGGAGCUCUCCUCGGUGCCCUUCGUCAACGGGGUCCUCUUCUGCAAGAUGCGGCUGCUGGACGGCGGCAGCUUCACCGCCGAGUCCUCCAGGGAGGUGGUGCAAGCAAAUUGUGUUCACUGGAGAAAGAAGUUCUCGUUUAUGUGCAAAAUGAGCGCCAGCGCCUCCACCGGCAUCCUGGAUCCUUGUAUCUACAGAGUGUCUGUACGGAAGGAAUUAAAAGGUGGGAAAGCUUAUGCAAAGCUGGGCUUUGCAGAUCUAAACCUGGCAGAGUUUGCUGGAUCAGGAAAUACCACCCGCCGCUGUUUACUGGAAGGCUAUGAUACCAAAAAUACAAGACAGGACAAUUCCAUCCUUAAAGUUUUGAUCAGUAUGCAGCUGAUGUCUGGUGACCCGUGUUUUAAAACGCCUCCUUCCACAUCCAUGUCAAUACCAAUCGCUGGGGAAUCUGAGUCUCUGGAAGAGGACAGGAAAGGUGGCGAGACCCUCAAGGUGCAUCUUGGAAUAGCAGAUCUUUCAGCAAAGAGUGCCUCUGUUCCAGAUGAACUUGGUGCCUGGGGACACUCUAGAACAUCAAGCUAUGCAAGCCAGCAGUCCAAAGUAUCAGGCUAUAGCACAUGUCACUCCCGGUCAUCCAGUUUCUCCGAGUUCUGCCACAGGAGAAAUACCUCAGUGGGAAGCACGUCAACAGGGAUUGAAAGCAUUCUCGAGCCAUGUGACGAGACUGAGCCAAUCACAGCUGAACCAAGUCCAGACCCCGCCGCUGCUGCCACCACCACCGCCACCGCCUCUAAGGAAGAGGAAGCUUCCGAGAAACUCGCCAGAUGUCCAGUGAAGCAAGAUUCUGUUGAGUCUCAGCUAAAGCGGGUUGAUGACACCAGAGUGGAUGCUGAUGACAUCGUGGAGAAAAUCCUACAGAGUCAGGACUUCAGCCUCGACUCCAGUGCAGAAGAAGAAGGGCUGAGGUUGUUCGUGGGACCUGGGGGAAGUACAACCUUUGGCAGCCACCACCUUCCAAACAGGGUAGGAUCUGGAGCCUAUGAACAGGUUGUGAUCAAACGCUAGGAGCGAAGCCGGCGGCAGGCGGAAGCUUCCCUGUGUGGACAACAGGUGUUUCAAGGUGUGUUAGUCAAGCAUGUAAGAAAAACACAGAGCCUGUUUUCAAAGUGAAGUUCAUCUGUGAGGCGGAAGGCAGAGCUGACUCAUUCUUAAAGCAUCCCGCACCAUCCUUUCCCACCUACUCACCCACUGUGGGAGCUUGUGAACGGAUGGAGGGUGGGGCAGUGAAGACCUGGCCUGCCUCAGCACCCAGAACGAAAGGUCUGCUUGGGCUUCUGAAGUACCCGGAGAAAAACCGUACUGGACACAUCUGAGGGUGAUUUUAGUACUCCAGCGUACAUAUCUAAGUUGGGGGUGCUCAACAGGUCUGGGCUCUGUUUUUAAAUUUUAUAUUUAAGAGACAGUACUUGAGGUCAGUGUAAACCCUAUAAAUUCUAUCAAGAUAGUUGUAAUUCCUAUGAAGUCAGUCCUCCGUGUCCUGUUACCUUUGGCAUUGUACCAAGCGUGUUAACUCCUUUUAUGCAGCAGUUGGCAGGAAGAGAGGAGGCUCAUGCUUUGGGGAAAUAUUAUGCUAUAGCUUAAACAUUUUAAAUACUUUAUAAUUCUGAGCAUUUCAGACUUAAGUCAAAUGGCAAAUGCAUCCAAGUCGGCAGCAGGUGGCCAGAAGGAAGGCUGUGAUGGUGCAGCGUCUAUUAUUCCAAUCAUUAAUAUUAGGUGAGUCACAAAACCCCAGUGCCACUGUCUAAGAGUCAAAAUAAGUGUAAUAAUCAGUCUGUAAUAAUCCAUAGGCAAGCUACGAGAAGAGCUGCUUCAUAAUCCAUUCAGUACUAAGACUUGCUCGUCUGGCGGUCAGAACAGACGCAAAACUGUUAGCUGGUCAGAAAGACAGCAUUCUAUCACAGCCAGACUUCUGUGAACUGACGCUUACCGUGCUGUGCUAAUGGACAGACGUCUGAGCAGCUGAGUGGCGUCGAUUUCACAGAGGCCACGGGACCGGCGCUUCCCUAUUUCAGCCUCUUUGACCAGAGAACGUUUCCUUCUUUACCGUGUCAGACAGAAUUCAGCUGUUUGAAGCCAGAGUAGACUAUAACAUAUCUCUAAGACAGCUUUUCGGGUCCAGAUAUCUAGUCUGGAUUCAUGCUAACAGUACAGCCCACAAGCUGUAGCUUCUCUGCCCUCACUUGCCAGUACCCAUGUAGAGAGAGCUAAACUUCCCUUUGCUGAAGAGAAACAUGAGGCUAUAUAGAGCCAUCAACGCCCGAGUCCUCACCUUCACAAUCAAGCCCUAAAAGACAAUAGGUCAGAACAGAAUUGCUCUGGCUAAGGUAAUUUUUAUGUUGCAAUGCUUGAAUAUUUGGAUUGGGAAGUUUGGAAAAAUUAGAAUUGUUUGCAUCAGAAUUUUUAUUUUAAUAUCUCAGGAAUGAGGUAGUCUGCAUUAAUCCAAACUAUUUUUACAAAUAGAUUCUGAAUUUAAAAAAAAAGAAAGAAAAGAUGACACCCUGUUUUGGACUAUUUGAAUACUAAAGGGAAGGACUAUCUGAGUUAGAGUCAGGCAUACUUGGAGGGCAGCAGACUAGCGCACAGCUUGAGCAGGUUGUCCACAGAGCUGAGGACCUGCUGUCUAUUUCCAGAUGAGCAGAUCCCUUGUACGUUACAACAAGAUCAAAGUAAGUUUCAGCGAGAGUUAAUGAAGACGUUACUUAAAGAGGUUUAGCCUGACAAUGUUAAAGGCAUAUUUUUCUAUGUUUAAAAUAUAAUUUCUAGGCUGUAUUUUUAUUGGCGUUUCUGCAAAUGAUUUUGGAUUCUAAAGACAGUAGUAACCCUGGGUUGUGGGCCUGGUUCAGUGAGGCCGCUCAUCAGACACAUUCAGGUGCUGUAGUCAGGGUAGAGCUUAGCCUUCCCUGGCUACCUUGGCCCCAUAUCUUACCAUAGGAUUAGGUCUUGAUAUUUUAAAUGGUACAGAAACUUUGCUUUUUUAGAACAGUAUAAUGUGUGGGUCUGGGGAGUAUAGCUCAGUUGGUAGAGUGUUUGCCUAGAACUACACAAUGUGCUGGGUUUAACCCCACCUCGUACAUAAACCAGGCAUAGUGGUAAAUGCCUGUAAUCCCAGCACUUGAGAGGUAGAGGCAGGAGGAUCACAGGUUUAGGGUCAUUCUUGGCUCCAUAGGAGUUGGGAGCCAAAAUAGGCCAUGGGGUACUCUAUCUCAAAAAGGAAAAUGUGAAGACAUUUUGAAAAGUGUAAAAAUUAUGCCUUCUUAUUUUAACAGCUACCAAUAAUCUUGAUUCAUAUGGCUUCUUGAUUCAUAAAUCGUUAAGUAUUAUAAAAAUUCACUUAGUGACUAGAAACAGGGAGUGGGAAGGGGAAAGGAUAGCUGUGACUCUCUUGUCAGCUAAGUCUGGAUUCUCCUGCCCUGGUGUUUGCGGGCAUGUUCUGCAUUCAUAUGUCAACACUGUCCAAUCAGAAUGUGAAGUGUCGCCCGAGUGUCUGCAUUUCUCUUCUUUCUGCACGGCAUAGACUGCCAGGCUGUCUGCCACAAGGCUACUUUGAAAGCUAAGUAGCAAGUCUACUUUUAACUCUGCUUUGAGUUUAGAGAACAAUAGACUUGGGAAAGUAGGCUCUUAAAAAAUUAUUAUUUUUUAAUAUUUAGUUCAAAUUUUAAACAGACCAAUCUUGGAGAACUUUUUAGCUGUGAGAUGAUUUCUACUUCUGUCCUAGCGGAAAGACAGACAGCACCAGUUACAGCUAGGAUCUGUGAUGAGACGAAAGGGAUGCCUUGUUCAGAAGGAUGCACAGGCCAGGUUAGGAGAGCCUCUCCUGCCAUAAGCUGGUGACAAGAAUGUACAGGAUGUGACAUCCAGGGAAAGGCAGAGAAGGCCUGGUGCCAUUAGUAUACACCUGAAUGCUGGGCUCUAUUUUGUGGCAGUGUUAGGCAGCUUCUGUAUACAAACGUAGAUUAACAUUUUUGACAUUAAAGUCUUGACCAACCACCCAAAAUUCUACCAUCUCAUUCCAGCAUAAAACCAUGAGAAUAAUAUCCAAGCUAGUUUCUUCUGUAUAUGUUUUUGGUCUUUAGUUUGUUUUUGUUCUUUUUUUAACAGAACUGUGAGUCACAGAGGCAGACCACUUAACCCCUCUUUUUAUAAUUAGGAAAAGAAAAUAUCUUCAACUAACCUCUAUUCAAAACAUACUCAAAUUCAGGUUCACACCUGUAACCCCAGCACUUGGGAGGCUGAGGCAGGAGGAUCUAUGAGUUCAAGGCUAGCCUGGGAUACAUGGUCUCCUUCAGUUCAAGGACAGUCUGGGCCCCAUGGUAAUCCUGAACCCAAAAUGAAACCCUGACUCAAAAAGCAAUUUUUUGUAAAUCAGUCAGCUCUGAGUUUUGGUAAGUCAAAGCAUCCAGAAGCAAUUCUAGCAUCUCAUAUUUCCAUAUUAAAUAAACUAUUUUGAAGCGUAAGCUGACGGUAUCAUUCACUACUUCAUGGAAACACUUCUGAAACCUUAGGCUUCCAUGUUUAUAUCAAAUCUCUGAGAGAGACAGUGAGCUCAUAUGACGAGAUUGUGCUAUUUUUCUUCACAAGUCUUUCAUGUGGACAUUUCAGAAAUGCAGUUCUCUUAGAUGGUACGUCCUGUGAGUAUAAUCAGGUAGGGUAGCUGAGACUGCUAGGCCACUGUGCAUCUUGGCUUAGCUAGGCACUGAGCAUACUCUAGUUAGUCGAGCUGUACAGAUGAAAUAUUCCUGUAGUGCGCCUAAGCUAAGGCCUUAUUCCCUUCUCCUUAAGAUUUUUAUCAGAAAAUGUAUAAAUGGUAAUAUGAGUGGUCUCCCCAUCUAACAAAGAUGACAAAAAAUUGAUUUACAAUGUGUUCUGUAUUUUGAAAUGAGUAUGUUUAUCUUAUAUAAUUCUUUGACUGCUAUUCAUCGGCCAGUUCAGUGCAAGGAAGGACAGGCUUAUAGAAGACUUUUAUUAACUUUGUCAAUAUGUCUUGAGGAUUAUCGUCCUUUGUGUUAGUUUAAUCCUUUAGAUGUUAGUGCAGUGUCUAUGAGAAAACUGUUCCUGGAAGCUGAAGAACAGCUCAGUGGCAAGGAACCUUCCAGCAUGUGCAAGACCCUGGGGUCGGUCCUUAGUGCUGAAAAAAAAGAAAACGAAGUGACUCCGUCGGUGUUCUGUGCUAAGCCUUGGAGAAUGACCUUCAUAUUUAUAGAUUCUAUGUCUUAUGUCUUAACCAGUCAGUGAUAAAAUCCAGGAAAUGUUUUUUAACAAAAUAAAAUUUGGUUUGUAAAAUGUUUAUAAUAAUAUAAACGUGGAUCUUAUACAUGUUCAAUAAAAAGCAGUAUCUCAAAACUUUA
Messenger RNA from Mus caroli (Ryukyu mouse), 5529 nucleotides. RefSeq names its product EEIG family member 2 (gene Eeig2). The record is from RefSeq and is a predicted model, not a curated record. NCBI's taxonomy places the organism in Eukaryota, Metazoa, Chordata, Mammalia, Rodentia, Muridae.